UUGAGCUUGAGCUAGAAAAUAGCGACCGAAUCGCAAAUCGCAAUGUUACCAAGCUUAGCUUUACAUUUCAGACGAUUAUAUAACACCUUCUGUACCGAUUCUACCCCUGCACUAUUUAUUCCCUCACGCGAAAUUUACUCCAGAUUGCUACGGUUCUUCUCCUGCAAGUUUCUUCUUCCAAAGUAUUUGUCUUCUCCUCUUUGUUAAUCUCGGUGCGAGGUAACUAGGAGAUCUUCUCCACGGCGUCGCAGACUUCCUCCACCCCACAGCCGGCUUCAUCUGCGGUGAAUGAUGGAUUCACCUCUGCAGCAGGAUCCUGUUCCACAAUGGUCCAGUCCCAGCCGGCGAGUUCUUCUCAGGUGCAGAGCUUCACCUUGCCGCUGCAACACUCUGCUCCGAUGGUGUCUUCUUUUUCGCCGAACACCGCUGCCGACACUUAUUCUCUAUUCAGUUCACUGCCGCUCCAGUUUCCUUGGCAGCCAGUCAGUUCUCCUAUCUCCCCGGCAAGCACUCACCUACAGCCGCAGACGCAGUCCGCCUCCUCUUUCUCUGGACCAUCGUUUGCAGGCUUCCCAGGUGUUACAAGGCCGCAACACACCAAUCCGUUGUUUGGAUCCCCUUUGGCAGCCAUGGCUCAAACUAUUUCUCAUGGAAUUGCCAAUGUCGGACAGAUUGUGACAAUCAAGCUUAAAGCUGUUGAAGACUAUCUCACGUGGCGUACUCAGUUUGAAUCGUUACUGGUGUCUCAAGGCCUUUUUGGUAUUUUAGACGGCUCUAUUCAGAUAUUCUUCAUCCACGCCUCAUGGAAGCGGAACAAACUCUUCUACAUCAGCAACAAGACGAUGCUGUCUCCAUUCAGCCGGCUUUUGGGGCUCACGUAGAUGCCGGGCAGCAAGGUCAUGUGGCCGCAUACCGCGGCAGAGGCGGCCGCGGAAGAGGCGGCCGAGGUAGAGGAUACCGCGGAAGGGGCCGUCAUCAGCCCCACCAGUCCUAUGGUCCACCGGCAGCUCCGACACAGUUUCCACAGCCCGGGCCGAGACCUACACCUGCAGGGGGUGUGCCUUUUCCGAGACCAAAUGGUGCAUCUGGUUUUUCAUCAGCUGAGGGUAUUCUAGGGUCUGUUCCACCUCCAGUUGUGUGUCAGAUUUGUUUUUCUGCAGGUCAUUCCGCUCUUCAAUGUCCAUCUCAUUUCUCUCAGCCUUCUGCACCAGCUCUCGUGGCUCCCACUGGGGAAACUAACGAUGCUUUGUGGUACCCCGAUUCUGGUGCUUCUGCUCACAUGACCUCUUCGGAAGGACAAAAUUUCGGGGGCGGUUCUGCUUCGGGCACAUCAUAAUGGACAUCUCUACCCCAUCUGCCUCAGCCCAUCUGCACCUCUAGCAUUAGCUUCUACUAUUACUCCUGGCCCUGUGUGGCAUCGUAGAUUAGGGCAUUGUGGUGAAAACAUUUUACGCAUGUUGCGUACUAAAAAUAUUAUUUCUAGUUCUAGUUUUGAACAUGACUGUGUUUCUUGCCGCUUAGGCAAAUCUCAGCGAUUACCUUUUUCAGAUGUUAGUCAUAAUUCUUCUUUUCCUUUACAAUUAAUUCAUUCUGAUGUAUGGCAGUCUCCUGUUUUGUCAAACCUUGGUUUUAAAUAUUAUGUCUGCUUCAUUGAUGAUUUUUCUCGCUUUACAUGGCUAUAUCCGAUGCGUACAAAACAUGAAGUUUUCAGUCACUUUCGUGUGUUCAAGGCUGUAGUGGAGAACUUGUUUAAUUC
Messenger RNA from Cuscuta epithymum, 1756 nucleotides. NCBI's taxonomy places the organism in Eukaryota, Viridiplantae, Streptophyta, Magnoliopsida, Solanales, Convolvulaceae. The record is from the annotation of a GenBank genome assembly.